This is a messenger RNA of Symbiodinium sp. CCMP2592, 837 nucleotides long. The record is from the annotation of a GenBank genome assembly. NCBI's taxonomy places the organism in Eukaryota, Dinophyceae, Suessiales, Symbiodiniaceae.
AUGGAGAAGCGCCUGGCGUCUUUGCAGGAGGAGGUCGUCAAGCUGCGAGGUGCCUCCAUCGCGCACUCUGCGCUCUCCGACGACUUGAAGAAAGGUCUUGAGGCCGAAUCGAGCGAGCGCAGGCGACUGCGAGAUGUGUUGCACGACCUCCUCCGGAUCACCGAGAGCUUGUCUGAAGGGGUCCAGUUCAGGAGGCAUGUCCUCCUGGAAGAGGAGAUGGAGCUGUUAUCGGCGAGGCUCGAAGACCGGCAGCCUGCGAGGACGGCGCCCUCCCAGGUCACGGUGCUGCGUUUGGCUGCGGCGGGUGAUGUGGCUGAGCUGGAGCAGGCGCUGGAGGAUAUGGACGGGGUCAGUGUCAACGGAAGCAGCUGCCGCGGGAAGACCCCAGUGAUGUAUGCGGCAUCUGCUGGGCGUGUAGAGGCAGUCGCCUCCCUUCUUGGCCGCCGUGCCAGCGUCGGGUCCGCUGAUGCCUUCGGACGCGGGGCGAUGCACUUCGCGGCAGCAAGGCUCGGCGCCAGCGAUGCGGAGCAGGCUAAGAUGGUGAACAGGCUGCUGAAAGCGGGCGCCAGCGUGAAGCAGGUCGACACCAGUGGCGCCUCUGCGUUGACCUAUGCGGAGAGGUGGGGGCAAAAGAUGACAGCAUCGCUGCUGCGCGAGGCGGGCGCACCACAGAUGAGGGAUCCGGAGGUAUUGCUGCUGAAGAGCCGGCGCCAUGAGGAAGAUCCUGCGAUCAGCUUCAAGGCGGCCCCUCCGGCUGCAGUGUCCAUUGCGGCAUUUGAGGCCGCUCCGGAAGCCUCGCCUCGCGUCUCGCGCCGUGCUUCUGAGGUGGAUGGCUAG